This is a messenger RNA of Conger conger (European conger), 867 nucleotides long. RefSeq lists its product as uncharacterized. NCBI's taxonomy places the organism in Eukaryota, Metazoa, Chordata, Actinopteri, Anguilliformes, Congridae. The transcript is spliced from 6 exons. The record is from RefSeq and is a predicted model, not a curated record. Bases 209 to 841 code for a protein of 210 amino acids. Gene Ontology annotation, molecular function: zinc ion binding; DNA binding.
GUCACGACCCGUCGUUAGGAAUGACUGGGGUCUGGGACUGAAGGAGGCCGCGCACAGAACCGGGGGCCGAUUAGCCGUAGCUAUAUAGCUAACAUUAAGUUAGCUAACGUAGCGUAUAUUUCUGAAGAUCAAGGUCGACGACACCCCUCGGCUCUUCCGAUAACAGGUCCGCCCUCCCUCGGAUUCCUACCCUUCCCGGUCCGCCAGCAUGGCUCAGGAAACGAAUCAGACAGCGGUACCGAUGUUGUGCACCACGGGCUGUGGUUUCUAUGGAAAUCCACGCACCAACGGAAUGUGUUCGGUCUGCUACAAGGAACACCUUCUGAGGCAAAAGGGAGGGGGUCGUUCCAGCCCCCCAGGUGAGAAAGCAGCACUGGCUCCAGUUGUGUCCCCAGCAGGGGCUGGUGUUUCUGUGGAGACCACCCCUGACCCCAGCACAGAUGGAUUCACCCAAUCGGAAGAAAGGAAAUCCAGCUCUCCCAGCCCAGUCACCCAGCAGAUGAUAGCCAUGAGCCUGUCCCAGGACAGCGGAGCCACCGACUCGGAUCGAGCCGAGGAGGAAGAGGAAGGGACCUCCAAAUCUACGGGGCUGGCCCUGGAAGCUGCACCCUCCUCUGACGGCGAGCAGACUCCGGACAAGAGCAAGAAGAAGAACCGCUGCUUCACCUGCCGGAAAAAAGUGGGCCUCACAGGUUUCGACUGUCGCUGCGGCAACCUGUUCUGCGCCGUCCACCGCUACUCGGACAAACAUGACUGUCCCUAUGACUACCGGGGGGCCGCGGCCGCCCGAAUACGCAAGGAGAACCCCGUGGUGGUGGCCGAGAAGAUCCAGAAGUUGUGAGGGGGGUGGGGGUAGGGCGGAAGGUA